AUGUCGUCGUACUACGGCAGUCAACGCCGCCCGAGCCAUUACAGCUCAUCCUCUUCAAGACACCCCGACCCGGCUACGGCCCACCACCCGGCUACCAGCCUGGCUCUAGCUAUGAGCCAAGCUCGAGCUGUGAUCCAAGCUACGACUCUCGUGGGCGAUCACCACCGCGCCGUGAGAGCUCGACUAGACGUCGAGAUCCGCGAGCCUCUCUCCGGCUACGAAGGUUCGUCGUACAACGACGUACAGGCUGGAGGCGGAGUCCCCUUAAUCUAUUCUCGAGACCCGUACGACCGUCGGGCACCACUUCCUCGCGGAUACUCUGAGCGUCAAGAGCCACCUCGGCCAGACCCAGUAUCCUCUCGCUCUUCGCGCCGCCCAUCGGGCCCUUAUGGGGUCGACAUUUCGUCGAUGGGCGGAGGCUACGAUGUCUCCGGCAUCUACUCAGGUCCAUCUUCCCGGCGUCCAUCAGAUGGCCCAGACUUCUCUCGGGGACCUGGCUUCGCAGAUGGGUACGAUCCAGGCAUGGAGGGCAUUGCUCCUCGCGAGCAACGCCGCCAGUUUCCUCCACCAUCCAUGGGCAACUUUUAUGGUAGUGGAACAUCUGGCUCACUCGGCGGCUCACGCCGCCGCCCAUCUCGUGGCUACUACUAG
Messenger RNA from Fulvia fulva, 651 nucleotides. RefSeq lists its product as uncharacterized. The record is from RefSeq and is a predicted model, not a curated record. The transcript has 2 exons. NCBI's taxonomy places the organism in Eukaryota, Fungi, Ascomycota, Dothideomycetes, Mycosphaerellales, Mycosphaerellaceae. The coding region runs from base 1 to 651 and encodes 216 amino acids.